UGUGUGACAAGUAUUGGAAAAAUAACACAAUGUUAAAGACCUCUUUUGUUACGAAGUUGGAAAAUAUUUUCAUCUUGUUAUGAAUCUAUAUUAAGAGAUUUGAGAAAGGUUUGAAUAUACAUCAUCAUCAUUUUUUUAUUUUUUCAUCAUCAUUUUUUUCUCUAUUACUGUGAAUGCGCAGUUACGGGAAAGAAUGUGCAGGGGAGGGGCCCUUACAGGUAAUUGGCCCCAGGACCUUGGCAAGUCAUAAUUCAUCCUUGAUUCCCCAUCAUCACGUGAUAUCUGAUUUGAGGCAUAAAUACUGCUGUCUGUAAGCGUAAGACAGCUGAAGUUUUUCAGGAGAACACAGAAUAUACCAAACUCUUGGAGGCUUCACCAGUGUACACAGUAAAAACAUGGCUGAUGGCAAAGUCUGUUUGGUUUCUAUCUCAGAGCUUGUUUCCAGUGACUCCACAGGCAGUCCAGAGUUCAUCCAACAGCUUCUCCCGUCUGCGGAGCGAACGGCUCUCCUCUAUCAUCUCUCUUACCUGUGUUUGGGAGGCUUCCCAAAUCUGGAGCGUCUGAUCAGAAAGAGAGCAGUUGAAACACAACUGCUGUUCGGAUCUUCUGAGGCUCUUCUGAUGAAGUGUGCAGGAACCAGUAACAAUCUUGUCAAAUCGCUGCUGCCCAGUCUGAAGUUGGCUGCAGAGAAAAACAAACCACAAUUUGCACGGAAAUUCCUAGAAAGAGCCAAAGAAUGGAUCGAUUCCAUCGUAAUGGAUGUUAAAGAAAUUGUGAAGAAGUAUGAUGAACAUAACAGUGAUGUAGCCGCAACAACCAGUGACUUCAACACUGAAAAGGAGGAGGCCAAGAAGAAGCAGCAGCAGCAAACCAGUGAGAUGAAGGAACUUCAGAAGAUUAUUGAUGAUCUGGAAGCACAACAUGCUAACAUCAGUAAAGAGAUUCAAGAUUCUGAGAAGAAGAUUGAGGAGAAAAACUCAGAGAUACAUGAAUUAAUUAAUGAGACGCAGACAAAUACAGAUGUUGCUAUAUUUUCUAUGAUUGUGCCAUUUUUGGAAAGUAUUAUUAGUUUCAUUUACAAAAUGAAGUACACUUCAAUGAAAGAUGAGCUCAGAGCUCUUCAUGAUGAUUUAACCAAGACCACUGAAGCACAGAAAAGACUGAAAGAAGAAGAGUGUGACAUCCAGAACAAGCUGAUGGACAAUCAGCUGAAUCUGGCCAAAUUAAAAAUUGAAAAUGAUCAGGUGCUCAGCAUCAUACACCUUGAUGAGGUCCAGAAGUGCCUGUCCCGAAUCCAGCAAAUUCUGAUUCAGCUUCAGAAGUUCUGGGAGAAAGUGGGUUCUUUGCUGGACACACUGAAGGAAAAGACCUCCGCUAGGGAUGUUUGGAUUGAUAUGAAGGAAGAGUUCCUGCAGUCCAUAGAUGCUGCUAAAGAGGAAUGGACAAAGUUUGGCAUCAACUGCAUGAAUGCCAACAAAAUCUUCAGCAUUCAGGCGAAUGAUGCCUACAGGUUUCUGGAGGUCAGUCCUUCAUCUCUGUCUGAAGAAGAGCGGAUGAAAGAGUAUCAGAGCGUGAAAGAGAAACUAGAGAAAAUCAGACCAAACACUGUCAAUCCGGCAGCCAUUACGCUGUGAGAUCUACAAAGAUGAUUUACCAGGAAAUAUUAGUGCAGCAAUGCUUCUGCUUUCUUUCAUAUCAGCUCUGACCUGUCAUGUUGAUUAGAGCUUUCUGUAACUAUAGGGCUUUUCACAAUUAAAAUAGAUCUAAGCCCUGGGUAAAGAGAAUCCUGGGUAAUCUUGCUUCACCAGGGUAAACAAUUUCACAAGAUGCCUUAAGUCCUUUUGUAUCUAAUAGCAAAGGGUGAUAAAAGUAGGCCUAGGCUGUUCAUCUGGUCAUGUGAUCUCAAUGUUGUCUACAGUGACCUGCUUCAUUUGAAAUAAAAGCUUUCAUGAUUAGACCA
Megalobrama amblycephala (Wuchang bream) is the source of this 1960-nucleotide messenger RNA. RefSeq names its product paramyosin-like. The record is from RefSeq and is a predicted model, not a curated record. The transcript is spliced from 7 exons. Lineage: Eukaryota; Metazoa; Chordata; Actinopteri; Cypriniformes; Xenocyprididae. Bases 396 to 1634 code for a protein of 412 amino acids.